Anopheles maculipalpis is the source of this 1486-nucleotide messenger RNA. RefSeq names its product WD repeat-containing protein CG11141. NCBI's taxonomy places the organism in Eukaryota, Metazoa, Arthropoda, Insecta, Diptera, Culicidae. The transcript has a single exon. Gene Ontology annotation, molecular function: protein binding. The record is from RefSeq and is a predicted model, not a curated record. The coding region runs from base 1 to 1464 and encodes 487 amino acids.
AUGAAUACACUUCGCGAAUGGUCCCCGCUGGUGGACCUGGUCAACAAGAUACCAUCGUCCGUGCAGCGUGGCCUCCUCUUUCACGAUGUGUCCAUUACGUGCGUUGACCUGGUAGAAGAGUUCAUCGCACUCGGCAGUAAUGUCGGGCUGGUGUUUUGGUACAACCGAAAGACCGGCACGGUUGAGCGGCUAGCAACGGAUGGUGGCGGUGGCUCACCGGAGCUUACCCGUGUGCGGAUUGCAUCGACGGUCGAGUACAUGGUGGCAGCCGGAUGCCGUGCCGGGCAGGUAAACAUUUUCCAGAUCCCCAAAACCCCACCACCGGACGUUUGUGCCGAGUUGUUGCUGAAGGCGAAACCGAUCGAACGGUACACGGUCCGGGGAUUGCAUCGGGCAGGUGUGUGUGAGCUGGUUUGGUCCAAGAAUGGUAUGCGACUGUUUUCAGGUGAUACGGCCGGUUCUGUAGUGCUGACCGAGAUCGGGUACGCUUCGAAAACGUGUCAAUCGCGGGAAAUCAUCAACGAACGGUACGAAAUUGUACAGAUGGAUCUGUACCGUGGCAAACUGUUGGUUUCGAGCUCGUUCCGCACGGUCAUCUGCAGUCCGGAGGAAGAGGAAGGUGGUCAACGGUGGCGGGUAGCACAGGUCGGCAAGAAAGAUCGGCGAAUGUUGGCACCGUUUGGAGCCGUUUUUGCAUCGGUUCACGGUCGGCAGCAGAUCGUGGCCACCCGCUCCGGCUUUCGGCUGUGGUUGGCCGACGGUGAAGGUAACGUUGCCCAAACGUUGAUAUUCAAGGAGCUGAUGCGUGCGCCGUGUCCUGAGAUUGGGUUGCUUAAUCCGAGCCGUAAUCCUAUCCGGAUACCGACCACCUUCGGGAAGCUUUAUCCGUUCGAGGAUCGCCGGAUGGUAACGGUCGCCAAUGGAGCAUUGUUCCUGCUCGAUCUCGAGCGAAUGGCGGUGGUGGGCAGUUUGACGCGACUCCGCCACAUACUGGAUGUGGCCGUCGAUCGUAAUGAAAUACUCAUCGUGGAAAGUGGACGAUCGUUGGUACGGAUAGGCACACUGCCGGAUAGUAGCCAGUCAACGAUUGUGCUGAAAAAUCUGGAACUGUUCGUUAGUGCGGAAUCGCAAAUUGUACAGGCGGACGAGUGUUGCGAGGAAGCACCGGCGGAGCUACUGGUACACAAUGGAGAGUCACCGGGAAGUUCACUGACCGGUGAUGAUCGAGUCGAUCGGCCGAACGCUGGUGAUGGCGUUGAAGAGGAUGCGCGGCUUAUCGAUAGUCACAUGAAGAAGCUGGAGCUGUUCGACACGCUCAAUGAGCUGAAGUACGACGAAUCGAUACUGUUCAAGAGUGGGCGCAGUCGGCGAAAGCAUCGUUCGAAGCUGACGAACCCAAUCGUUGAGAUUGGACAGAUCCCGAAAGAGAUAGAGCCUGACAAUGGAGAACCUUCCGGCAGCUAGGACAGCUAAGAAAAAGAGGAGG